Messenger RNA from Carica papaya (papaya), 4789 nucleotides. NCBI's taxonomy places the organism in Eukaryota, Viridiplantae, Streptophyta, Magnoliopsida, Brassicales, Caricaceae. The record is from RefSeq and is a predicted model, not a curated record.
ACAGGACAUCAAAGAAAGAUUUUUUUAAUUUUCACUUCUCAGAUCCUCGUUGAUCAAGCAUUCGACAAUUCUCUUCUCGAUCUAUUGGUCCAUUGAAGGAUAAGCAACGCCUCCUUUCGUCUGAAUUAUUUAGGGUUGGUUUGGUGAUAGAUGGAAGUUGAUUGAGAGAUCAAAGCGGAGGGGAGAAAAAAGAUCUUCAAAUUGCCCAUCUCCAUCUCAACAAAUCCUUUUCUUACUUCUAAAUUGCAGUUCCAAGACGCUGCUCUCGAUCAAUAUGGGGGCAAGGUAGCUCCCCUCUCUUUGAUCUUCAUUAUAUUCAAUGGCGGCUCCUUUCCUUCAUUGUCGAUUCACCAUUUUCAGGUGCUCUCUCUCUGCAUUCGCGGUGGUAAUUUUUGAGGGGAUCAAGGAUGAACCUACCUAGAGGCUAAAUUUGAUGGGGCAGCUUCUCAGUCAAAUUAUAUUACCUUUGUUAACCAGAAGGGAAGGUGUCCCCUUGGAAGCUGGUGUGGAAGGUGAAGUUCCACCCCAAGGGUUGCUUUUUUUGUAUGGAAAGUAGUUUGGUGAUGCAUUCUCACUAUGCAUCUUGCUUAUUUAGUUGCUGGCUGCAUGGUCUAAGCAUAAUUUGAAGUUGUGAGAAGGAACGGGGCUAAGCAUGGUGCAUCUGAAUCCACAUACUGGAAAUGAUCCAUUCUGUGGAGAAUUCAAGGGCUGUCCCACUAAAUCUUCUAGAGGUGCUUUGGCAUGUAUGGUUAAUUCUGAAAUAGGUGCUGUUUUGGCUGUAAUGAGAAGAAAUGUACGGUGGGGAGUCCACUAUAUGCCAGAUGACGAUCAAUUAGAGCACUCUCUCAUACAUUCCUUGAAAGAAUUACGGAAGCAUAUCUUCUCUUGGCAAAACCAGUGGCACAAUAUUGACCCUGCUGUUUAUCUCCAGCCAUUUUUAGAUGUCAUUCAGUCUGAUGAAACUGGUGCACCAAUAACUGGUGUUGCCUUAUCAUCUGUUAACAAAAUCUUGACACUUGAUGUGCUUACCCUUGAUACUGUGAAUGUGGGAGAUGCUAUGCAGUUAAUAGUUGAUGCAGUGACGAGCUGCCGGUUUGAGGUAACUGAUCCAGCAUCUGAAGAAGUGGUGCUGAUGAAGAUACUUCAGGUUCUUUUAGCUUGCAUGAAAAGCAGGGCAGCAGCUAAGUUGAGUAAUCAGCAUGUGUGCACCAUUGUAAAUACAUGCUUUCGUAUAGUUCAUCAGGCAAGCUCGAAAGGUGAAUUGUUGCAGAGAAUAGCACGCCACACAAUGCAUGAAUUGGUUAGGUGUAUUUUUUCUCUUCUGCCUGAUAUCAACAUUUCAGAAUACUCAUUGACUAAUGGCAGCAGUUCAUAUGUUGGUGACAUGGUGGAUAAACAGCUAGAAAAUGGCAAUGUUAGCAUUGAACUUGAUGUACAACCAUCCGUCGGAUAUGCAUCAAGUGCUCUUUCUGGUAGUAUGAAACCAGAGAACAAAAUGGAUACAAACAACAUCUGUGUCAGUGAUGAAACAGAGGCUACUGAAAAGACUGAAAAGGUGAUGAUGGAACCUUUUGGGGUCCCGUGCAUGGUGGAGAUAUUUCAUUUCUUGUGUUCCCUUUUAAAUUUUAUUGACCACGUUGGAAUUGGUCCUAGAUCAAAUCCGAUAGCAUAUGAUGAAGAUGUUCCACUUUUUGCUCUUGGUUUAAUUAAUUCAGCUGUUGAAUUGGGUGGACCUUCUUUUAGUAAACAUCCUAAGUUAUUGGGUUUGAUUCAGGAUGAAUUGUUUCGUAACCUGAUGCAGUUUGGUCUGUCAAUGAGCCCAUUGAUUCUUUCUACAGUAUAUAGCAUUGUUCACAAUCUUUAUCAUCAUUUGCGUACUGAGCUCAAAGUACAACUUGAAGCUUUCUUUUCAUGUGUGCUUCUAAAAAUUGCUCAAAGCAAGCAUGGAUAUUCAUACCAGCAACAGGAGGUCGCUUUGGAGGCUAUGGUUGACCUCUGCAGACAGCAAACAUUUGUGGCUGAAAUGUAUGCAAAUUUUGAUUGUGAUAUAACCUGCAGUAAUGUGUUUGAAGACUUGGCUAACCUGAUAUCAAAAAGUGCAUUCCCUUUGAAUGGUCCUUUGUCCGCAAUGCAAAUUCUUGCUCUGGAUGGUCUGAUAUCCAUGAUUCAGGGAAUAGCUGAAAGGAUAGGCAAUGAAUUGCCUGCUUCAAAGGAGGCUGUAGUAGAUAAUGAAAGAUAUGAAGCAUUUUGGACAUUGAGAUGUGAAAAUUACAGUGACCCGAACUAUUGGGUUCCAUAUGUCCGUAAGACAAAAUACAUCAAGAGGAGGUUGAUGGUUGGAGCUGAUCACUUUAACAGAGAUCCUAAAAAAGGUUUGGAAUUUCUGCAAGGCAUGCAUUUGCUGCCUGAUAAACUUGAUCCACAAAGUGUAGCCUCCUUCUUUAGGUACACAUCGGGGUUAGAUAAGAAUCUCAUUGGAGAUUUCUUGGGAAAUCAUGAUGAAUUUUGCAUUUUGGUGCUUCACGAAUUUGCCAAGACAUUUGACUUCUGUGACAUGAAUUUAGAUGCUGCAUUGCGUCUCUUCCUGGGUACAUUCAGAUUGCCAGGCGAAUCACAGAAGAUACAGAGAGUGCUUGAGGCAUUUGCUGAAAGAUAUUAUGAGCAGUCACCACAAAUAUUAUUCAACAAAGAUGCUGCUCUUUUGUUGUCAUACUCACUUAUUUUGCUUAAUACGGAUCAACACAAUGUGCAGGUUAAGAAGAAGAUGACUGAAGAAGAUUUCAUCCGCAAUAAUCGGCACAUCAAUGGAGGAAAGGAUCUUCCUCGUCAGUUCCUGUCAGAGCUUUACCAUUCAAUCUGUGACAAUGAAAUCCAGAUGAUUCCAGAUCAAGGUGCUGGGUUUCCAGUUAUGACGUCAGGCAGAUGGAUUAAUAUACUGCACAAAUUGAAAGAAACCACUCCUUAUAUUGUCUGUGAUUCUAGAGCAUUUCUCGACCAUGAUAUGUUUGCCAUCUUGUCAGGCCCAACUAUAGCUGCUAUAUCAGUUGUUUUCGAUCAAGUGGAGCAAGAAGAUGUUUUACGAACAUGUGUUGGUGGAUUGUUGGCCAUUGCCAAAAUUUCAGCGUGCUACCAUUUUGGUAAUGUAUUAGAUGAUUUGGUUGUGUCUCUCUGUAAUUUCACGACACUCUUGACUCCUUUGUCUGUUGAAGAAGCUAUUCUUGCUUUUGAAGAGGAUACAAAAGCCAGUAUGGCAACCACAGCAGUUUUCACGAUAGCAAAUAAAUAUGGUGAUUAUAUCCACUCUGGCUGGAAAAAUGUAUUAGAUUGUGUCUUAAGCUUGCAUAAGCUUGGCUUUCUACACAGAAUGGCUAGUGAUGCAGCUGAAGAUGUAGAACCCUCAUAUGAGCAGGAGCAAAGGAAGCCUUCAACAAAUCCCUUAAAAUCAUCAAAUGUACCAUCUACAGCCAUUCCUCGGAAAUCAUCUGGCAUAAUUGGUCGGUUUAGCCAGCUCUUAUCUUUUGAUAUGGAGGAGACGAAGUUGCAGCCUAGUGAGGAACAGAUAGCUGCACAUCAGCGCUUUCGUGAGAUGAUACAGAACUGCCACGUUGAUGCUAUAUUUACGGAGAGUAAGUUUCUUCGAGCUGAGUCUUUACUGCAGCUUGUGAGGGCCCUGACACUGGCUGCAGGACGACUUCGUAAAGGAAGCAGUACAAUGGAAGAGGAAGACAAUUGUGUCUUCUGCCUGGAGUUGCUGAUUGCAAUUACAUUGAAUAACCGGGAUAGGAUUAUGCUUAUUUGGCAAGGUGUUCAUGAGCAUAUGUCGAAUAUUGUUCAGUCAAUUCUAAUGCCCUGCACACUGGUGGAAAGGGCUGUGUUUGGUCUUCUGAGAAUAUGCCAGCGGUUGCUUCCUUAUAAGGAGAACCUGAUAGAUGAGCUCCUCAAGUCACUGCAGCUGAUAUUGAAACUUGAUGCUCGAGUUGCUGAUGCAUACUGUGAACCUAUAACACAGGAAGUUAUGCGCCUUGUAAAAGCAAAUGCAGCACAUAUCAGAUCCCACGUAGGCUGGCGCACAAUCAUUUCUUUACUAUCUAUCACAGCACGACAUCCAGAAGCAUCUGAAGCAGGAUUUGAAACAUUAGUAUUUAUAAUGUCUGAGGGGGCAUACCUCCUUCCUUCUAAUUAUAUUCUGUGUCUAGAUGCAGCAAGACAGUUUGCAGAGUCUCGGGUUGGGGAAGUUGGUCGGUCUAUUUCAGCCAUAGACAUGAUGGCAGGUUCUGUUGUUUGCCUUGUGAGAUGGUCACAUGAGACCAAGAGUUCUGUGGUAGAUGAGGCUGCUGUGAAAGUGAAUCAAAGUAUAGGUGAGAUGUGGUUGAGGCUGGUGCAAGGACUGAGGAAGCUCUGCUUGGACCAGAGAGAAGAGGUGAGGAACCAUGCUAUUUUAAUGUUACAACGGUCUCUGGCAGUAGUAGAUGGGAUUCAUAUUCCAAAUUCCUUGUGGUUCCAGUGCUUUGAUAUGGUUAUCUUUACAUUGCUGGAUGAUUUAUUAGAAAUUGCCCAAGGGAACUUCCCAAAGGAUUAUAGGAAAAUGGAAGGAACACUUGUUUUGGCUACGAAACUCAUGUCAAAGACUUUCCUACAAUCAUUUGUCGCAGUUCAGCUGAGAUAUUUGAAGCUUCACAUGGAUAGUCCAAGUGAAAAUGUCAUUAUAUGCUGCAUGAGCUAUGAAAUUUAUGCUUUACAAGGUACUUUCAUGAAAGAAGAUAUGUUAGGAGGCCCUAUGCAAAACUAG